ACCCUUCAUAACGCACCUUAGCAGUUAUACCAAGCAGAUCACCACCAUGACGAACCCCGUAACAUACGUCUACGCAAAUCCCCACCCCUCAAUCCUUACCAUUUCCUUCCCCUUCAACCGAAUGGGCCUCGUGCCCUUCGGUGGUCGUGCUACCCUCAUUCGUCUGUCUACGCCCAACUCCUCUCCUCUCACUGAGAAGGAUCUCUUCGUUAUCUCACCGACGCCGAAGCUGGACGAGACCAUCAAGGCGAAGGUCGAGGCAUUCGGUAAGGUGAAAUACAUUGUUGCGCCCGAUUUGGAACACCAGAUGGGAUUCAAGAAUUGGCAUGAGGCGUUCCCCGAUGCCGAAUUGAUUGGCCCAGAGGGUGUCGAGAAGAAGUACCCAGACUACAAGUUCUCCAAGCUCUACCGCGAAAAAGGCGGAUCAGAGACUCUGCCGUUCGAGAGCGAGAUCCAAAGCGUCUACUUCAGCGGCUUCGUCAAUAAGGAUAUCGCAUUCUACCACCCCACCUCAAAAACCCUCAUCACAGCCGACCUCCUCUUCAACCUCCCCGGCCGCGAACAAUACUCCUCCCCGCACGCCUCAAAGCUACGCACCAAGCCCGGACUCCUCCAUCCCUUUGCUUCGGUUGCGGCGUUGUUGAAUUAUGAGAGUGUGUGGCAUAAGAGGUUUUUGUGGUAUGUGGGCGCGAAGGAUAGGGAGCAGAUGUGUAAGGCGGCACGGGAGACGAUGAAGUGGGAUUUUGAGAGGUUAAUUAUGUGUCAUGGGGAUGUUAUUGAGGGGAAGGGCAAGGACGCAUGGAGGAGUGCUUAUGAGUGGUUUUUGGCGGAGGGAGCGAAGCAGAAGUAGGCUG
This is a messenger RNA of Saitoella complicata NRRL Y-17804, 854 nucleotides long. RefSeq lists its product as uncharacterized. Bases 47 to 850 code for a protein of 267 amino acids. The record is from RefSeq and is a predicted model, not a curated record. The transcript has a single exon. Lineage: Eukaryota; Fungi; Ascomycota; Saitoellomycetes; Saitoellales; Saitoellaceae.